AUUUGCGAAUAUUUUUAGACCAUUCAAAAUGAAGUUUCUAUUUGUAGUCUUGGUUGCUACAUUUUUAGCGACCGCUGCUCUUGCACAAAUAACAUGUAACCUUAACCAAAAAUUAAGAAGCUCUAUUGAUCCUGAGAUUGAAAAAGAUAUAUGUUUCGAUGGUAUCUGCAGGUUGUUAGGAGAGUGUCGUCUUCCAAAAAAAUGCCUUCACGAGGUUCAACCGGGAUUCUGCGAUUGUGGUUACGUGUGUGCCAAGAAGUUUGAAAAGAAGGAAGAAAACCAGAACGGUGGCGGUGGUGGCGCCGAGACCUCACCAGCAGGAGAAGAUGGAGGCAAAUGAUAAAACUAAAAAUGAUAAAAUUUGAAUAUAAAUAAUUCAUAUAUAUAUAUAUAUAUAUAUAUAUAUAUAUAUUCUAGCUUAACUAACUCUAAUAAAAUAUGCAACAAUUUAAAUAAAAUUGUUAGU
Messenger RNA from Aethina tumida (small hive beetle), 466 nucleotides. RefSeq lists its product as uncharacterized. The record is from RefSeq and is a predicted model, not a curated record. Bases 29 to 340 code for a protein of 103 amino acids. Lineage: Eukaryota; Metazoa; Arthropoda; Insecta; Coleoptera; Nitidulidae. The transcript is spliced from 2 exons.